UACUCUAUGCCAAAAUACUUGGAAACGAUUGGUUAGUAGAUUCUACACUAGCGUUCGUUCGCGUUCCGAAAACGCCAAAUUCGCUUUCAAGUUUCAAACCAAAAUGGAGGAUUUGUCCGUCGAGGUGUACGGUGAAAAUGGUGCUUAUUAUAAGGCCAUUGUCACCGACGUGCUCGACAACGAGGUUCUCGUAGCCUUUGAAAAUGACUGGCAACCGGAAUCAAAAUUCCCCUUCUCCCAAGUAUUUCUACCACCGAAAGACACUGGAAAACAUACAGAGUUUGUGGAGAACCAGGAGGUGGAGGUUUUUGCGAGGUCAAAUGAAAAGGAGGCAUGUGGCUGGUGGACGGCCAAUAUCAAGAUGAUAAGGGGCGAAUUCCUCGUAAUAGAAUAUUUAGAAUGGGACAACUGCUACACGGAAAUUGUGCCAAAGGACCGCCUCAGAGUGAAGACGCCCAAAACUCCGAUUGACAAGAGCACCUUCAACAAAUUCGAAAUUUCUGUACCCGAUGAUCUCAAAGACUACCUUCACGACAUGCACAGCGCGAAGGUGGAGAACGCGCACAAGGAGUUCCAGAAGGCGAUCGGCGCCGCGCUGGUGUGGUACGUGCCCGAGCGCACCGCCCUCGCCGUCAUCUCGCGCUGCGACUCCUCGCAGCGCCGCGCGCAGAUGCUGCAGGAUAUGCACUUUAGGAAUCUAACUCAAAAGCUGUUAUUGCUGAAAAAGACUGAGGAAGCGGCAAGGCAAUUAGAGUCCACCAAAAUUCAUAAUCAGGGAGGCCCAGACCAGUAUUCGAGAUAUUCUCGGCCGGGCAACGAACACGGCACGGGGGAUCCCAAUUGGUACACAGACGAGUUCAGCGUCCGCGAGGACUUGAUGGGGCUAGCGAUCGGCACGCACGGCGCGAACAUACAGCAGGCGCGCAAGGUGGCCGGCGUCACCAACAUCGAGCUCGAGGAGGUCUCCUGCACCUUUAAGAUCUGCGGCGAGAGCGUGGAGGCGGUGCGGGCGGCGCGGUCGCUGCUGGAGUACGCGGAGGAGUCCAUCAAAGUGCCGCGCGCCCUCGUCGGCAAGGUCAUCGGCAAGAAUGGCAAGGUCAUACAGGAGAUCGUCGACAAGAGCGGCGUCGUCCGGGUGAAGGUAGAGGGUGACAAUGAACCGCAGCCGUCGGCGCCGCGCGAGGAGGGCAUGGUGCCGUUCGUGUUCGUCGGCACGCGCGAGAACAUCGCCAACGCCAAGGUGCUGGUCGAGUACCACGUCGCGCACCUCAAGGAGGUGGAACAGCUGCGCGCGGAGAAGCAAGAGAUCGACCAGCAGCUGCGCGUGGUGAUGGGCGGCGCCGGCGCGCAGUACCCGCCGCCGCGCGGCGCCCCGCCCGCGCGCGCGCGCCGCGCCCGCCCGCCGCCCGCGCGCUACCUGCCAGGUGGGCGGCGCAUGACUCCCGAGUUGGGCGAGGAGCGGACCGGCGAGCGUGGCGACAGCGGCUAUCGGCCGCGUGGAGGACGAGCGGGACCGCGGAGCAAUAGGUCGAGCGAGCGUGGUGAGCGUGGUGAGCGCGGCGAGCGCGGUGAUCGUGGCGAGCGGACGGAGCGCGGGGAGAGGGGCGAGCGCCGCGCGGGCGGCGCGGGCGGCGCGGGCGGCGCGGGCGGCGCGGGCGGCGCGGGCGGCGAGGAGCGGCGCGUGCCCGUCGAGAACGGACGCCCGCACCCCGCGCGCGCGCCGCGCCCGCCCGACGCACGCGCGCAGAGUGGCAGACGACGCGAGGACAGGCGGCGGCAAACUGAUGAUGAGAGCUCCGUGCUAGACAGCCAAGACGUCUCCAGUGCCGAUAGAGAGUCCGCCACGUCCGACGAGGGCCGCGCCGCGCCCGGGGCCGCCGCCGCCCGCCGCCGCCGCCGCAAGAAGCAAGGAGGUGGGUGGAAGAACGGCGUGAGCGGCGGCGGCGGCAGCGGCGGCGGCGGCGGCGGGCCGGCGGCGGCGGCGGGCGGCGCGGCGGGCGAGGCGGGCGCGGCGGGCGCGGCGGGCGGCGCGGCGGCGGGCGGCGAGGCGGCGCGCGACAAGCGGCCGGCGGCCAAGCGGCGCUCGCCGCUGGCGAAGCCGAAGCCCGAGCCGAUGCUGAACGGCACCGCGUAGAGGCCCGCGCGGCGCCCGUGCACGCUCGGGGCCGCGGCCCCACGCCGGCCGGCCGCCGGCCGCCCGCCGGCCGCCCGCGGACUUGACCCGACAGCCCUGACUUGACGCCGAGCGAGGCAGACAUUGUAUCCUAACGUUACGUACGGCGGCGCGGCGGCCGCGACCACCCGGCCCCGCCCGCCCCUAGACUUACUCGUAUUAUGCUUUUAUAAGAGAUUCGUGAUUUGUAUUCCUGAUUAUUCGAUAAAUAUGAAAAAUUAAAGAUGUGUACGUCGCUCCCCGGACGAUACGCGCCGAUCGCGGCCUUUCGGUACCUUUAUGGGAGAUCGGACAUAGCGCAGUACAUACGUGUGUCGUAGCCUGUACUCUGUGGUUAUGUGAUUUCCUAUAAAAUAAACAUUUCUGUACAUAUUUUCAA
Messenger RNA from Galleria mellonella (greater wax moth), 2552 nucleotides. It is a transcript of the gene Fmr1, whose product is annotated as FMR1 autosomal homolog 1 homolog A. The record is from RefSeq and is a predicted model, not a curated record. The transcript is spliced from 16 exons. Gene Ontology annotation, molecular function: translation regulator activity; protein homodimerization activity; mRNA 3'-UTR binding. Gene Ontology annotation, biological process: regulation of translation at postsynapse, modulating synaptic transmission; regulation of dendritic spine development; positive regulation of translation. Gene Ontology annotation, cellular component: nucleus; neuronal cell body; membrane. Lineage: Eukaryota; Metazoa; Arthropoda; Insecta; Lepidoptera; Pyralidae. The coding region runs from base 104 to 2134 and encodes 676 amino acids.